CUAGUCCCAGUUCACCAUAUUCCAGUGUCCAAAACAUGGAGGAUUCUUGGGAGCUUGUUUCUGUCCCAGCGGAAAUUCAGCACUCCACAGCUGGUAAAGAAACUCCUCAAGAUGACUCUGAGACCUCUCUUGAAAAGAAUGACGGAAAUAACAAAUCCAAGAAAAUCACCAGUGGUACUCCAAAGCUGUGUGGGUUUCUGAACAAGCUUGGAGCAAAGGGAUUAAAAACAUGGAAAACAAGAUGGUUUGUAUAUGAGGAAAGAAAGUGCAAGCUGUAUUAUUACAGAACUCCACAGGAUGUCACACCUCUUGGCCAUAUCGAUUUGGCAAAUGCGUCCUUCACCUUUGAUGUAGAAGAUGCGGAUAGACUGAAUGGGUUUAAGAUUUGUACAUCCGGAAGAAUCUAUCAGCUUCAAGCAAAAGAUAAGCAAACUAUGAUGUUUUGGCUUCAAGAGCUUCAGGGAAGAAGGCGGGAACACAGUAAAAAACGAGCAAACAUUGUUGUUCAAAACAAAGGAGACAUAUCAGCUCUUGGGCAAUCAACAUGUGGCCUGCUGGCUGAGGAGGAGGAAACAGAGGAGGAAAAUAAAGAUGAGGCACCCCUCCCCAUCAUAGAGCCGGUGCCAGCACCUGAGUCUGUGGGAGAAGAAGCCGCUACCAUGAAAGCCACAUCACCUGGAAUCCUGUCUAACUUUUCUUUCACAAACCUUGUGACUGAAAUAAAAAACAUAAAUGCAAAGAGAUCAUCAGUAGUCUUAUCACAACAGCCACCACUCAUAAUAUCAGCACCUUUGAUGCCAGAUGAUGAUGAAGAAGCUGAUGAAAGCAAGAGUUCGUUUCAGAGUCACAUCAAGAUCGAGAGUCCCAAACCUGACACUUGCCAGGCCCAACAAGAAAACAUGGACGAAAAAGUAAAGCCAUUCAGUUCCACUUUUCUCAAGGCUACAACACUUCGGAGGAAGUUUGGCAGUAUGCGAACAUCGGGUCAGCCAGUAGUAGGUGGAAGAACAACGUCUCGAUGUGCAGAAUGUGAAAAGUUAGAGGAUGCGCUAGCUGCUGCAGAAACAAGCUUGAAAUCUGCAAGGGAUGAAAUACAAGUGAGGCAAGAUGUGAUAGAGAGUCUUCACGAGCAUCUCAGACAAUUUGAACUGGAGAAAAGCAAAAGAACACAAAGUUCAGACGAAGAACAGAGAUCGCUUUCAGAAGAAAUGAAAGACAAAUUAAUUUACAUCUCACAGCUUGAGGAGAGGUUGAAGGAAUUGACUGAGGAGCUUGAGAAGUCUGAUAAAGUUAUUAAGGCCAACGAUAAGGAGCUGAGAGAGUGUAGGGACCAAAUUCAGAUGUACCAGGAGAUGACUGCUGUUAAGGACCAGGUUGUGGUCUCACUCACUAACCAGUUGUACGCGUUAGAGAAGUCCACUGUUGAAGGAGUAGAAGUACAAGAGUUUGAUGAAGAAGAUGAUGGUGCCAUUGAAAACACGGCUCCGUGCAAAGACACGGACCCUUCGUCUGUAGAGAGAAGCAUUGAUGAAAUACAAGAAAUAGGAAAACUUAAGGAAGCGUGCCAAGCUUAUGUGCUUCAAAAUCGCUUCUUGAACAGUGAGAUUCUGGAGUUUAACAAGCUCAGGGCACACGACAGUCAGAUACUCAGAGCACAGGCCAUACGACUGGCCACCAUUGAAGCCGAGAUGUGUAAAUGCAAAAGCAAGUACUUUCUUGUAUUAAGAGAAUUCCAGAAACCACGAAAAGAUGGUGAGAACUGGGGUAUGGAUGAUGAAGUUAUCAGUAGACUGGUGGAAGACGCUAUUGACAGCGAGUCACGUGAGGUGUUGACGAUGUCCAGGUCCAGUAUCCAGCCAUAUGACCGCUGGGGCUUCAGACAAAAUCUAGAAGGUGAAGAUGAAGAGGCAUUCUUGUCAAUGGCCAAGAAGAUGGACAGACGAUCAGAGGAACUCAGGGCAAAUAUAAGCUCCCAUGAGAUGUCCGUGGAAGUGAAGUGGGAAAACUUCAUGAUAGCUCACAAGAAUAGAGAAUUACAGAAAACACCCGAACUGAAAGCGCUUGUUCGAAUUGGUGUACCACACGAGCAUCGUGCUACAAUAUGGAAAUACUGCAUUGACCAGUGCGUACAAGAAACCAGGAAUCUAGCGGGUGAUGGCUAUUAUGCACAUCUGCUGGAGAACAUGAAAGGAAAACAUUCCCCAGCUGUGAAACAGAUUGAGUUAGACUUGUUACGAACAUUACCAAAUAACAAACAUUACGACAACCUGGACGCUGACGGGACCACUAAACUAAGGGAAGUUCUGUUGGCUUACAGUUGGCAUAAUCUUCAUGUUGGUUAUUGCCAGGGUUUGAACCGUCUGGUUGCCAUUGCUUUACUUUAUCUUAACGAAGAAGAAUCGUUUUGGUGUUUAGUAGCCAUUGUUGAACAUCUUCUACCAAGAGAUUACUUUUCCAAAACACUUAUCGCAUCACAGGCGGAUCAGAGAGUGCUCCGAGAUCUGUUGGCUGAAAAACUACCACGACUUAGCGCUCACUUUGACGCUCUCAAUGUGGACUUGUCACUGGUGUCUUUCAACUGGUUUUUAACAAUUUUCGUGGAUAGUUUUCCAGUGCAGUCAACUCUUCGAGUCUGGGACACUUUUCUUUUUGAGGGAAACAAGGUUUUGUUCCGGUUUGCUCUGGCCGUCUUUAAGAGCAGUGAAGAACAACUUCUUAAGUGUCAAGACCACAUGAGCAUAUUCAACUUCCUGAGACAGAUGCCGGAAAAAGUCACAGACGCAAACAACUUAUCUCAGAUUGCCUUCCAGUUGCUGAACCCUUUCCCGAUGCAGAAGAUCCGAACAAAACGUGCUUAUCACAUGGAUAUCGUGAAGCGUGAACUUGCCGAGUUGGACAAGUUACGAGAGGAUUACGUCACUAGCAAAGCAGACAAACCCGAGUCCAGAGAUGGAGACAUGUUGGGUGAAGACUAAAAGACCUGGGAACUAGUUUCCAGUGAUCACAUGAAUGGCGUGCUGUGGGACAGUGUGAACGGAAUGUGGACUGAGUCAUUAGUGCUCCAAAAAUGCUGUUAGCUUUUCGUGUGAGAAACGAAAUGUAAGAACUAUAAUUGUUUGGGAUAUUUUUGGCCUGUGAUUGAUGUAGGAGUAAUUAUACAGUUGGACUGACUUCGCAAAGCGACAAUCUGAUGUAAGCAACCAUAUGUAAACUAGCCGAGUUUCUCUCUUGGGGCCAAACGACUCUGAUUACAGUCACAGUCUAUAGGAAGUUCAAUUGUAUAUGUCCUGGUUGAAAUUGUACGUAUGUAAAAUAUUACAUGAAGAGUUUGUAUGUAGAAAAAUUUAUACCCUGCCUGAACUUGAUUGGCAAAAAUAUUCACGUGUGAAGGCUUAUGAAAAUGUAUUAAAGGCAUCAGUCUUAAGAGAUGUUGUUAAACAACGUUUGAAUGUUUCUCGUUCAAGAAUGUCCCGUUAUUUGUAGGCAAUUCUUUGCAGUCACUAAAUAUUUAGGAAUUCAUUUUCAUGUGUUCGUCAAGAGAGACCAAAAUAUUUUCGAAUAUGUUUGAAUCCAUACUCUUUCUUGACAUAAUGAAUAUAUAUAGGUACACACUGAAUAGAUUUUUAAGAAUUUGCUAAGAACAAUUUAAGUCAGAAUAACUUAAAAUAAACAAGUCACAAUGGACAUUAAUGUGGGUAUGAUAAUUUAAUUUUGCAUCGAAAAAUUCCACGCGUUGUCUUAGAUUUUUUCGGCUGAAUUAUUGUCAUAUAAUACAUGUAAACAAUUUUUAAA
This is a messenger RNA of Orbicella faveolata, 3792 nucleotides long. RefSeq names its product TBC1 domain family member 2B-like. The record is from RefSeq and is a predicted model, not a curated record. Lineage: Eukaryota; Metazoa; Cnidaria; Anthozoa; Scleractinia; Merulinidae. Gene Ontology annotation, biological process: regulation of GTPase activity. Gene Ontology annotation, molecular function: GTPase activator activity; small GTPase binding.